Nerophis ophidion (straightnose pipefish) is the source of this 2220-nucleotide messenger RNA. It is a transcript of the gene polr1g, whose product is annotated as RNA polymerase I subunit G. Lineage: Eukaryota; Metazoa; Chordata; Actinopteri; Syngnathiformes; Syngnathidae. Gene Ontology annotation, biological process: transcription by RNA polymerase I. The coding region runs from base 766 to 1704 and encodes 312 amino acids. The transcript has 3 exons. The record is from RefSeq and is a predicted model, not a curated record.
UCCUCGGCCUGCCCGCUCAAAGCGCUCGCAGUGCGGCCUUCCGCCGUCCGUAGCCGCCUCUCCCCGGCCCGACGAGGCGUGCUUGUUGGGAGAAGGACCGGGCGAGCGGACAUUGCCGUCCUGCAUCCCGUGUGUCCGUUUCAGCUGCCGGGCGCUAGCUAUGAGGAACUCGAUCUGAUUAGCGCCCUCGUAGUUGACGCAGCCGCGGCACACCACCUCGCUGAAGUCCCACACCACCGUCCAGGGCAUCUUGGGCAGGUCGCACAGGUAGCACCAUUGGCGCCUGGAGGCGGAGGAAGGCGACGACAUGAUGGACGACUAGCCGGCUAGCUCGCGAGCACACGUUGGCUGACUUCACCUAAUUAUCUCAAACAAGUGUCUUUCUCAUUUAACUCCCUCCAAUAUGUUUUAGAACAACAAUAGACAUAUCCUCGAUACCAAUGCUUCAAUAUUUGAACGAUUAUUUCUUCUGUUUCUCGUUUGUUUACCCUCAUCGGCCUGCUCUUCACGGCUGUCAACCGCUCUCGAGGAGAACGCUGGAGCGUUACGUAACCUGAAGAGCGGCAUUGUGGGUGAUGUAGUUUAUUUAUAAAGGGCUCCAACACCCACCGCCAUUUAUUGGACUACUAACAUGGCUGACACCGGAAGUGAGGCAAUCUAAGAGCGAAGGCGAUUGUGCUGUGCACACAUGUGCGUGUUCUCCAGCCAAACCACGCGUCCCUACUCUAAAAGUGAACAAUUACAGCAUUUGGCGAUAAAAUAAAAAUGCUCAGAGACGUGUCAGCCUCAUCGAGUGAAGAUGAAACUGACACAUCGACAGAGGAAGUCCCGUUACCGCAAAAGGAGCUCGAGACAAGAACGAGCAGGUACCAAUGUCCUAAUGACUUUGUGUCCUUCAGACACAAAGCUUGCAGCAACACGCUAACAGACAAACUGAAGAAGAGCAAGAGUGAACUGUGGCUCAUCAAAGCUCCUGCCAGCUUUAAUCCAGACUGCAUGCGAGGCGUCCAGUUGAGCCUUUCAGGCCUUCAGACGCUGAAACUUCCUGCGGACAAAGGCGAGAGUGGGCAGGGCCAACAGGUGUACAACAUUCUCGGCUCCUCCCUUGGCCCCUCCGAGCUCCACCUCCUCACGGGUGACAGUCGUACGUCGCAAGCGAUGGUGAUGGGUCCAGAUUUCUCCGGCCUGUUGAGUGUUAGCGAGAGCUACGGCGGCGACCAGUGGCUCCCGCUGAUCCUCCCCGCCUCACCCGCGCCCGCCAUCCCGCCCAGCCUCAAACAGCGGUUCCAUCCCUUUGGCAGCAAGGCACCCGCCCAGGGAGAGAGCGAGGUGGACGCCGCCCCUUCGGAGUUUGCGAGUCUCCACCCUACAGGGGUCUCUCUGGCCAAUGAAGAGGAGGGGAGAAAGAGGAAGAAAAAGAAGAUGAAGAAAGAACGGACAGAGCGAGAGGAUGAGGAGGUGACAGUCAAAUCGGAAGUGGGCGUGGACAUCUGCUUCCAGGAAGUCGGAGCGCCUGAGGAAAAGAGGAGGAAGAAGAAGAAGAAGAAAAAGGACAGAGACGCAGAAGACGAGUCGCCGCCCGCCGCCACAGUGAUGAUCAAAAAGGAAGUGAAACUUGAACCAGUGGACGUUUUGUACGAUUACCAAGUUGACGACUCAGCGAAGAAGAAGAAAAAGAAGAAGAAAAAUAAAAGUGAUGACUAGUCUGACGCUUGCAUCAAUUCCCCGAUUAACUUUUAUUGCGAAAACUUCCUCUGGUGGUCAGGAAGUUGUCGCCUGUCCCUCUCAGGUGGACUCCAUCGUCCGCCUUCUCGACGCCGAAGAGCUCGUCAGCGUGCAGGAGGAAGACCAGAUGAUGGAAAGAUGGACGACCAUCAGAUGCACACACAAAGAACGCAAACUUUUUGUCUUAUUUUUGUCUGUUUUUUGUCUCUUCAGAGACAAAAAGCUAGUAGCGUGGAUCAAUAUAUUACAAUUGGUGUAUGGUGCAGAACUGAUUUGAGUAACCAGAAGUGGAUUUUAUAACAUAACCUGAAUAAAUACUUAUUGCAUUAUACUAUUGAAGAAUAUCAGUUAUGCUUGUCCAUCCAUUUUCUACCGCUUAUUCCCUUUUGGGGUCGCGGGGGGUGUACUAAUUAUAAUGUAUUGAAAUGGAGAUGUAUUGAAAACAUACAAUGAUCCAAUUAAGUCUAGAAAAACAAUAAAAAAAAUUACUUGAUA